UACUAAAGGAGCGGAUUACAUAGACUGUACUAUUAUCAAUGGGGGUAGUCUUGGAAGUCGUAAGGGAGUGAACUUACCUGGUGCUAAAGUUGAUCUUCCAGCUUUGUCUCAAAAAGAUAAAGUUGAUAUUGCAUUUGGUGUCAAGCAUGGAGUUGACAUGGUGUUUGCAUCUUUCAUCCGGAAGAAAGAAGAUGUACAAGCUGUACGGGAGUGUCUUGGGGAAGCGGGCAAAAAAAUUCUUGUCAUAAGCAAGAUUGAAAAUGAAGAGGGACUCCAGAAUUUCAAUGAAAUUCUUGAGGUAACUGAUGGCAUAAUGGUAGCCAGAGGAGAUCUUGGUAUCGAAAUCAAAGCCGAGUUGGUUUUCUUAGCUCAAAAGAAAAUGAUAAGUCUGUGCAAUAGAGUUGGCAAACCAGUCAUUUGUGCAACGCAGAUGUUGGAAAGCAUGGUAAAAAAUCCCCGUCCCACCAGAGCAGAAACAAGUGAUGUAGCUAAUGCUGUGUUAGAUGGGUGCGACUGCAUCAUGUUAUCAGGUGAAACAGCCAAGGGGAAGUACCCAGUGGAAGCAGUCCGGAUGAUGCAUUCGAUUGCUCGUGAAGCUGAGGCUGCCCUAUUCCAUAGGCAAUCAUAUGAAGAACGUCUUAGAGAAGUAGUGAUCCCAACCAAUCCAGCUGAGACCAUUGCUUUGGCCGCUGUUGGUGCUUCGUUCAAGUGCCAGGCUGGUGCCAUCGUUGUACUAACAAGAACUGGAAAGUCUGCACAUUUGAUUUCCCGAUUCCGCCCACUGGCUCCUGUAUUGACCGUAAGCCGUGAUCAAAAUGUGCUUCGUAAAAUCCACUUAUGGCGCGGUUGUUUUCCUGUACAUUACUCGGAGCCUGUUUGUGAGGAAUGGCAAGAGGAUGUGGAUAAUCGUAUUAAGUAUGCAGUUGACAUUGGUAAGAAACGUGGAUUUUUUACAGAGGGCGCUGCUAUCAUUUGUAUCACUGGCUGGCGGGGUGGACAAGGUUUUACCAAUACUAUGCGCAUCAUUCCAGCUUAAAAAAAGAACAAAAGAGUCAAAGCUCUCUUACAAGGGAGUAUAUUUCAUGUUACAAAAACAAACGAUCAAGAGAAUUUAUUAUCGAUUUAAAAAAUACUAUUAAAUUUAUAUGUUUGUGAUUUUUCUUACUUGGUUUGUUUUGAUGUGAUCACUUAUACUUGUUGCUAGAUUUAUCUAUUGAUUAUAAUGAAAUAUAAAUGUCAUAAUUAUAACUAAGGUAUAGGCUGCAAUAGAAAGUUGCUCCCACCAAAAAGCUGCAAGAAAGAAAUCUGUUAAAUUAUUUUAUUGUAAUUUUUUGAUAAUGAUUUCCGUACAAGAUCCAAACAAGUUGAAUUUUAUUUUUCCAAUGCAGAAAAUUACAAUAAUUGCAUCAUUUAAAUAAAUGAUAUAUGUAUUGUCGUAAUUAUAUAAAAAAAAUCAAUAGAAUUAACCUGUAUUAAUGUGAAAGUGAUGUAAGUUAUUGAACAAUAAUAUGGUAAAAGCAAUGUUUUCUGUAAAAGAAUAUUGUCAUUUUUAAAGGUGACAAUACUGUAUUUAUCAAAUACAGAUACUUUCAAUGCUUACAUUGUAAAUACUAGUGAAACUUAAGUCCUAAACAAUAAAAUGUUGUAUUAAUUUGAAUUAGAAAGUUGCUCCCACCUGCAAACUGCAAGAAAAGUUUAUCAGGGUCUGUUGCUGAAUGAAAUGUUAGUUGUUAAAAAUUGUCAUAAGUAUUGUUUCCAUAUUAGGUAUAAGGUCUUUAUUCAUGGAAUGCGCAAUAUUACAAUGCUUAUGUCAUAAGGAUACAACUUAAAUUAACAAAGACAAUAUGUAUAGUAUUGUAUUCAUGAAUUUCAAUAUAGUAUUACAUCUGCAGUAUUGCAUAAAAUAAUAUGUAUAGUAUUGUAUUCAUGAAUUUCAAUAUAGUAUUACAACUAUCUACAGUAUUGCAUAAAAUAAUAUAGACUUCAAUUAUGGAUUGUUUAGUGGAAUCGAUGCAACAUUUGAUGUGGGCAUGAACAUAAAGAUUUGAGGGUGCUAUGCUCCAAUAGAGGCAAAGUGUAGUAUUGAACUACAGCUUAACGUGCAGAACCAAUGUAUUGUUAUUGCUGUGUAAAAGUAUUAAAGAAUAAACUUAACAAAAAA
Molecule: messenger RNA, 2161 nt
Organism: Anneissia japonica
Lineage: Eukaryota; Metazoa; Echinodermata; Crinoidea; Comatulida; Comatulidae
Product: pyruvate kinase PKM-like
Exons: 7
Coding region: 158-1036 (292 amino acids)
Biological process (GO): glycolytic process
Cellular component (GO): cytoplasm
Molecular function (GO): pyruvate kinase activity; magnesium ion binding; potassium ion binding
Source: RefSeq, a predicted model, not a curated record